This is a messenger RNA of Racocetra fulgida, 615 nucleotides long. The record is from the annotation of a GenBank genome assembly. NCBI's taxonomy places the organism in Eukaryota, Fungi, Glomeromycota, Glomeromycetes, Diversisporales, Gigasporaceae.
AUGAAUUGGAAACUGGAUCUAAUAAUUGGGUCAAUGCAGCAAAACUAUUUUCGUCAGGAGACCAUUAUGUUUAUAUUGAUAUAAGUAAUAAUGAAGUCUUUCGGGGUCCACCUAACAAAACAACAAAUGGCAAAAAUCCUGGUUCAAGCGAGGAACUACAUAAACGAAAUCUUACAGCAGAAAUAAGAGUAACAAUCAGCGCUGGUGAUGGAAAAAAAUUUUAUCAUCGGCCAUGGAAUUCGAAUCCUGCUUUCUCUAAAGUGAAAUCUGUGGGUACCAUGUUUCUCCGGAAUUUUGUGAAUCCAUAUAAUUUUGCUGAAAUCGAGUUGACAGGUCAGUCCAAAAUUAAAAGGUUACCAACUAUAAGAGAUCAACUUUAUCAAGAGCUACGUAUAUAUGAUACUAAAAAAGAAAGUGAAACUAUCCCUGGAGAUCACAUAUGCCAUUCAGGGUUUGCUUUUAAUGGAUUUUAUUGGGAUGAAAAUAAAAGACAAUCUGAACGUUUGAUAAUUACAGAUAUACAAACCGCUAAAGAAGAUAUAGGUGGCCCUGUAUUUAUGUAUACUACAGAAGGUUUGAAUGUUGUAGAUCUAUUUGGCAUACAAGUUACUUCGG